This is a messenger RNA of Zootoca vivipara (common lizard), 4528 nucleotides long. It is a transcript of the gene JAG2, whose product is annotated as jagged canonical Notch ligand 2. Gene Ontology annotation, molecular function: calcium ion binding; Notch binding. The record is from RefSeq and is a predicted model, not a curated record. Gene Ontology annotation, biological process: Notch signaling pathway; multicellular organism development; cell communication. Gene Ontology annotation, cellular component: membrane. NCBI's taxonomy places the organism in Eukaryota, Metazoa, Chordata, Lepidosauria, Squamata, Lacertidae.
CCGGCACCUACUUGUUGGCUGUUCGCGCAGCAGAGGCGCACAGAGGAGCGAGCGCAGUGGCUAGGCUGAGCUGCCGGCGGACCCGCGCUUCCCUCUGGCUGCCGCUGCGGCUGCAGGAGCGCGCCAGGCGCCCGCCAGGAUCUGCCCUGCCUCGUCCGUCAGCCCGGGGCUUUGGGGAUAAGGAGCGGCGGCGGCGAUCUGCAGGCUCCGGCCGGAGCUCUCCACCUUGCGCGCGGCGCCCGCCCUGCUGCCCUUCCCGCCGCCGAUGCUCCGAGCAGCGGCCGGUCGAUGGAUUGUCUUCCCUGAUCGACGGCGUUCAGCUCGGGGUAGCAGGCAUGCUGGAUUCUGGCAGGCGGCACUGGGUUCUCCUCGCGGCGGCGCUUAGGCUGUGGCUGCUUCUAACUUUAUGGGUGCAGGUGUCCCAGUCCACGGGCUAUUUCGAGCUGCAGAUUAACUCGGUGAAGAAUGUAAACGGAGAAUUGUUGAAUGGGGAGUGUUGUGAUGGCAUGAAAAAGCCCCAGAACCUGGACUGCGCGCGGGACGAGUGCGACACUUACGUGAAAGUCUGCUUAAAGGAGUAUCAAGCCAAAAUCACGACCACUGGAGCAUGCAGCUACGGCUCCGGAUCUACUCCUGUUCUCGGUGGAAAUACUUUUUAUCUCAACAACCGCAAUUUUCAUCAGGGGAAAAGUCACGACAUGGGCAGGAUUGCUAUCCCUUUUCAGUUUGCGUGGCCGAGAUCGUUCACAUUAAUAAUAGAAGCCUGGGAUUGGGAUAAUGAGACAAAAGCUGAUGAAGAACUGUUAAUUGACCGAGUGCCAUUUGCUGGUAUGAUCAACCCGGAAGAUCGUUGGAAAGCGCUGCAGCUGAAUGGUCAUGUUGUUCAUUUUGAAGCACAAAUACGAGUUAAAUGUGAUGAAAACUACUAUGGCCCCCAGUGCAAUAAAUUUUGUGGCCCUCGUGAUGACUUUGUGGGCCACUACACAUGUGACCAAAAUGGAAAUAAAGCUUGUAUGGAAGGCUGGAUGGGUGACGAAUGUAAACAAGCUGUAUGCAAACAAGGAUGUAAUUUAGUCCAUGGGGGCUGCACUGUACCUGGGGAAUGCAAGUGUAAUUAUGGUUGGCAAGGGCAGUUCUGCGAUGAGUGUGUCCCCUACCCAGGCUGUGCUCAUGGGAGUUGCAAUGUCCCCUGGGAAUGCAAAUGUGAAACCAACUGGGGUGGUCUGCUCUGCAACAAAGAUUUAAACUACUGUGGAAAUCAUCACCCAUGUGUGAACGGUGGAACCUGCAUGAAUACGGAACCAGAUGAAUACAGCUGUGCUUGCCAAGAUGGUUACUCUGGAAAGAACUGUGAAAUUGCUGAGCAUGCUUGUGUAUCAAAUCCCUGUGCUAAUGGUGGAGUUUGCCACGAAAUUUCAUCAGGCUUCAAAUGCCAGUGCCCAGCAGGCUGGAGUGGACCAACAUGUGCUAUUGAUAUUGAUGAGUGUGCCUCUAACCCAUGUGCUAGUGGUGGAACUUGUGUUGAUCGCAUUAAUGGGUUUGAAUGCAUAUGUCCACAGCAGUGGAUUGGGGCAACCUGCCAGCUUGAUGCUAAUGAGUGUGAAGGGAAACCCUGUCUUAAUGCUCAUUCUUGCAAAAAUCUUAUUGGUGGAUAUUACUGUGACUGCAUUCCAGGAUGGAAAGGAGUAAAUUGUCACAUCAAUAUUAAUGAUUGUCAUGGGCAGUGUCAAAAUGGAGGAACUUGUAAGGAUGUCGUGAAUGGUUACCACUGCAUGUGCCCUCCUGGUUUCAUAGGAAAGAACUGCGAAACAGAAGUUGAUGAAUGCAUGAGCAACCCAUGUCAAAAUGCAGGGCGUUGUGAGAACCUGGUCAAUGGAUUCCGCUGUCUCUGUCCUCAAGGCUUCUCGGGAGAACUCUGUGAGCUUGAUACUGAUCUCUGCAAGCCUAGCCCUUGCCAGAAUGGAGCUAAAUGUUAUGAUCUGAGAGAAGACUAUUAUUGUGCUUGCUCUGAUGACUAUGAUGGAAAGAACUGCUCUCACCUUAAGGAUCACUGCAAAAAUAAUUCGUGUAAAGUAAUAGACAGCUGUACAAUAGAGGUCUUCACAAAUGCUACCCGGAAAGGCGUCCGAUUAAUUUCCUCCAAUGUAUGUGGACCCCAUGGACAAUGUGUCAGUCAACCAGGAGGCAAUUUUACUUGUGCCUGCGAGAAGGGCUUUACUGGAACAUACUGUCAUGAAAAUAUCAAUGACUGCCUUGGAAAUCCAUGCAAAAAUGGUGGGACUUGCAUAGAUGAAGUUAACGGUUUCAGGUGUUUCUGCCAGACAGGCUGGGAAGGAAAACUCUGUGAUAUAAAUUUCAAUGACUGCUUGCCAAAUCCAUGUCACAAUGGAGGUCGCUGCAUUGAUUUAGAGAAUGACUUCUAUUGUGAAUGUACAAGUGGCUGGAAAGGCAAAACAUGCCAUUCAAGUGAGUACCAGUGUGACGCGAAUACUUGCACAAAUGGAGGAACGUGUUACGAUGACGGGGAUACUUUUCGGUGCUCUUGUCCUCCGGAAUGGAAAGGAAGCACUUGCAACAUUGCUAAGAACAGCAGCUGCCUUCCUAACCCUUGUUUAAAUGGUGGAACCUGUGUUGGCAGUGGAGAUUCCUUUUCUUGCAUUUGUAAAGAAGGUUGGGAAGGGCGUACGUGCACACAGAAUAUUAACGACUGCAAUCCACAUCCAUGCUACAAUGGAGGCAUCUGUGUUGAUGGCGUGAAUUGGUUCCGUUGUGAAUGUGCACCUGGGUUUGCUGGUCCAGAUUGCAGAAUUAAUAUUGAUGAAUGCCAGUCCUCUCCUUGUGCAUACGGUUCUACGUGUAUUGAUGAAAUAAAUGGCUACAGGUGCAUUUGCCCCCCUGGGCGAGCUGGAACUAGAUGCCAAGAAGUGAUAGGAUUUGGAAAGUCUUGCUGGCUUAAAGGAACAUCCUUUCCCCAUGGCAGCAGAUGGGAUCAAGAAUGCAACAUCUGCCACUGCCUGGAUGGCCACAUUGACUGCACCAAGGUGUGGUGUGGGAGAAAAUCUUGUUUGUUGACCAAACAUGGGGACCAUGCUAGUCACCAGUGCUCCAGAGGUCAGGAAUGCCAAGAGAAAAUGUACACCAAAUGUUUCCAACCUCCUUGUGCUGACUGGGGGGAAUGCAGUGAAUCAGAACCUCUUCCUGUCAACAUCAAGUGUCCCCCCAAUUCGGGUUACUUGGACAACAGCUGUGCAAGAAUCACUCUGAUUUUUAACAGAGACAAAGUACCCCAGGGCACUACUGUUGAAAAUAUUUGCUCAGAAAUCAGAUAUUUACCAGCCACUAGGUCUGUUUCUAGUGAGAGAAUGCUACUGGUGUUGUGUGAUCUAUCUUACUCCAUAGAAAAUGCUGUGGAAGUUGCUAUUUCUUUCAUCUCGCAUCAAGAGGAGACCGAUAACAGCCUUAUUCAGAAUGCAGCCAACACUAUAGUAAACACCAUUACAAAGCGACAAAACAGUACAGUUAUGCUGGCAGUAACUGAAGUCAAAAUAGAGACAAUAGUGGUUGGGAAUUCUUCAUCAGAUUUCCUGGUUCCAAUCCUUUGUGUAGUUUUUAGCAUUGUGUGGUUAACCUGUAUAAUUAUCUGUGUGUGGUGGACACGAAAGAGGAGAAAAGAGAGAGAGAGAAAUCGCCCAUCCAUAGAAGAGGCUGCAAAUAACCAAUGGGCGCCUCUAAAUCCCAUAUGGAAUCCUAUUGAGAGACCUUGCAACCGCAAAGGCAUUCAUUACGAACCCAACAAUUGUAUAGCUCCUCAAAAAAGAACUUACGACGGAGUAGAGGAGUACACAGAGUAUGAGGAGGAAGAGGAAGAAGAAGAGAGAGAGGUCAUGGAAAUGGACAAAUUCCUCUCUCACAAACACUCUAAGCCUUUGUCAGCAAAGGCAAUGGACUCCUUAGAGAAUAGUCCUAUUAAGAAAUCUCUUCAGACAACCAAAAUGGACAACAGAUCUGUAAAAAAUGUGAACACAGCAAACCAUGAAGGCGGAAGAGACUAAAUCUUUGUUCGGACCAUAUCCGCGCCGUCAACGUUGAACAGAGUUGGAGAAAUUGGCGUCUCCGCUUUGCACCAAGGACUUAAUUGUCUGGAGUCAAAUGUUCAUAGUUACUUUAUUUUGAAUAAAAAAAGUUAAAAUGAUAAAAACUUUAUUUUGUUUCUUUUAGCCUUGUAUAAAUUAUUCAAUGACUGUCAGAUGAUAGAGUAAUCUUUGAUAGUUGCUAUUUUUGUAAACUUUACGUGGAGAACACUUGCUGUGUUGGCAGAGGAGGGAAGUUUGUAUUUUCGAUUUCAUAAAAGUUUAUCGCCCAAGACUCUACACUGUUUACAGGACGUGUUUCUUUUUACCUGUUGUAACAGUAGCUAAAAAACCUCCUGGUUGAGGAAGUUACUGGACUUAAGGGGUAAAAAAAAAAAACCCUCACAUGAACUGUUCUUUUGAAUCCUUACUUAGAAACCACUCCCUGCACUUAAGUU